GGCAGUGGCAUUGGACAAGGCAAGAUUCUGCAGAAGUUCCCUGAGAAAGACUGGGAAGAUAACCCCUUUCCCCAGGGUAUUGAACUGUUUUGUCAGCCCAGUGGAUGGCAGCUAUGCGCCGAGAAGAAUCCUCCAACAUUCUUCAUCGCUGUUCUGACAGACAUCAAUUCAGAACGUCAUUACUGUAGCUGCUUCACCUUCUGGGAGGAGUGUGCACCGAAUCUUAUUGAUCAGAGGGAUGGAGAAACAGAGGAAGGUUCCCCUUUACCAUCUGCAGCUCAGCUGUAUGCUCCUAAGACUUUGGUGCUUGUAUCACGUCUGGACCAUCCGGAGGUCUUCAGGGAUUCCCUGGGCCUGAUUUAUACCAUUCAUACGGAUGGAUUAAGUGUGUCUCUGGAGAAUGUUGUCGGAAAUUUGCUAACCUGCACUGUCCCUGUCACUGGAGGUUCCCAGUCUGACCUGGAGCAGGAUGGUAUGGUAUGCACUUCAUUCUAA
Molecule: messenger RNA, 495 nt
Organism: Staurois parvus
Lineage: Eukaryota; Metazoa; Chordata; Amphibia; Anura; Ranidae
Source: the annotation of a GenBank genome assembly